AUCAAAUGGUGUUAGACAAUAAUAAUUAUGAUAUUAUUUAUGAUAGUGUUUGUUGAGAUUGAAUGGUGGUUGGGUUUGGGGAGAUGGGAGAUGCCUCCGGUGUGGAAGGGAUUGAGAUACGGUUCCGUAUCGAAAGGGAAAGACUCAGAGCGUCUUCGGACUCGUAGGAGGCAUCACGGGUGGUUGUUCUCCAUUCCAAAAUGGGCAAUUUCUGGUCCAUCCAUCCUGCAUUUGACACCCACACUCAGACUCUGUGCCAAUCGGAAACCGAAUUCCGGCACACGGCUGCCCUCGCCGCGGCAGUUCUCCGUCGACUUCUACGCCGAAUCAUGCCCUCACCUGGAUCGGAUCGUCGCCUCCGUCACCACCAAGCAGUACAAACGAGCGCCGGCGGUCGCACCCGCCACCAUUCGCCUCUUCUUCCACGACUGCUUUGUCCAAGGGUGUGACGCAUCAAUAUUGAUACCAAGUAAGGAAAUGGCAGAGAGAGAUGCAGAGGAAAACAAGGACCUUUCACAAUAUGCUUUUGAUGCCAUAACUGAGGUCAAAUCAGCGGUGGAAACCAACUGCCCGGCCUCCGCCGUGUCCUGCGCCGACAUCCUCGCCAUUGCCGCCAGAGAUUUUGUUCACCUUGUAGGAGGGCCAUACUACGAAGUGAAGAAAGGAAGGCAAGAUGGAAAUACAUCCAUGGCUUCAAGGGUUCAACCAAACCUUCCGAGAGCCAACUCCACGCUCGACCAGCUUCUCAAACUCUUCAGUUCGAAAGGGCUAUCGUUGGAGGACUUGGUUGUCCUCUCCGGGGCCCACUCCAUCGGUUUCGCGCAUUGCAAGCAAUUCGUGAGUAGACUUUAUAACUACUCCAUAAAGGGCACCAAUAACCAAACACGCCAUUCAUCGACAACGAUGAUGGACCCUAGGCUUCUUAAAGCCCUAAGAAUGUCUUGCCCGAAAUUCGGGGGGAAUGCCGAUGUUAUGAUCCCAUUUGAUGUCAAAACCCCUUUCGUGCUCGACAACGCUUACUACGGGAACUUGGAGGCCAAGAUGGGGUUGCUGGCUUCGGAUCAGGUGCUGUUUUUGGAUAGGAGGAGUAGGCCUUUGGUCCAAAUGUUGGCCAAGGAUAAGAAGAAGUUCCAUGCCAAGUUUGCUUUGGCUAUGGAGAAAAUGGGAUCUAUUGGUGUGGAGAGGGGGAAAAUACAUGGGGUUGGAAGAAAAGAUUCUGCCACCCCAACGUCUUAAGAAUUUCUAUAUGUUUACCCCUUUGAUUCAUUCUCAUGUACUACGUACUCCCUCCGUCCCUGAGUGUUUGUCCACUUUCAUUUUUGCACACCAUCCAAUGCACUUCUUUAAUCCAUUUUAUCUUGUAAUUUGUAUAUUAAAAAAAUAUAAAAAAUAUAUAUUAAUAAUCUAUAUGUUAAGAC
Molecule: messenger RNA, 1418 nt
Organism: Cuscuta campestris
Lineage: Eukaryota; Viridiplantae; Streptophyta; Magnoliopsida; Solanales; Convolvulaceae
Source: the annotation of a GenBank genome assembly